Molecule: messenger RNA, 1375 nt
Organism: Centrocercus urophasianus (Greater sage-grouse)
Lineage: Eukaryota; Metazoa; Chordata; Aves; Galliformes; Phasianidae
Gene: GSG1L2
Product: GSG1 like 2
Exons: 5
Coding region: 461-1375 (304 amino acids)
Cellular component (GO): plasma membrane
Source: RefSeq, a predicted model, not a curated record
CUUUACAGGCUGCCCAGUGAGGCUGUGGAUUCUCCUUCUCUGAAGAUAUUGCAGACCCGCCUGGAUGCUGAGCUGUGCAUACUGCUGUAGGGAGCCUGCUUUGCAGGGGCAUUGGACUCAAUAACUUUAGAGGUCCCUUCCAAACCCUACUUCUAAUUCUGUGACUCUGAUUCUGAGAUGCUUCUUAUACUUCUGUAUUCUUUGUGCCUUUAGUCCUGUGACUGUUGGGCCAAAUUAUAAUUCAUUAUCUCUUCUCCUCGUAUUUCUUUCACAAGAUGCUAGUACAAACCAGCACUGCCCUAAAUCUUUAAUCUCUCCUACCACAUGAUUUCUGAUUACGCCUCUGUCUCUGCUUUCUGCCUUAACUGCUAAGCUGGUGCAGUUCACUGAGAGGAGUGAAGAUCAAGAUAGUAAAUACAGGCAGGUGUUUCACAAGGCAGAUAUAUAUGUAGCUUUGUAAAUGGUUGUUUCAGAACAGAUACGGCAGUCCCAGAGGAUGCCAGUUUCAGCCCCAGGCACAGACAGAUGGCAGAGAGCCUCAGCAGCAUUUUUUCUCGGUUUUCUCUCUUUAGUUUUCUCUCUUACAGCAUUCAGUAGCAAUUACUGGUGUGAAGGGACAAGAAAAGUUGCCAAACCUUUCUGCAUAGGACAGGCCAAAGGGGAUAACUGCAUCCGCUUUAAUAGCCCUGAUGCCAACAACAGCAAUGCUGUGCAAUAUAUCUGGGAGAUGGGAGACGACAAGUUUGUUGACCGAAAGUUUCAUGCUGGGAUUUGGUAUUCAUGUGAAGAAAUUAUAAAUGGGGAAGGUGAGAAAUGUAGAAGUUUUAUCAGUUUGACUCCAGCUUCUGAUCGAGGAGUUUUAUGGCUGUCUAUUGUAGCAGAGCUACUCUAUAACAUUUUGCUUCUGACUGGAGUUGUUCUCAUGGCAGUAGAAAUGUGCUACUACAGUACUGUCAUUGAUGGACUAAAGAUCAACGCCUUUUCUGCAGUAGUCAUCGUGCUAGCAGGUCUUCUGGGCAUGGUUGCUCACAUGAUGUACACAACUGUAUUUCAAAUGACUGUAAAUCUUGGUCCUGAAGACUGGAGACCUCACACAUGGGAUUAUGGCUGGUCCUAUUGCCUCGCUUGGGCUUCCUUCGCUUGCUGUAUGGCUGCAGCUGUCACCACUAUUAACAAAUAUACAAAAACUAUUUUGGAAUUCAAGCACAAAAGAAAAAUGCUGGAAAGGAGUUUAAAGAUUAAAUACAAGUUUCCUGAUCACGCAGCUCCAGAGAAAGCUUGCAAUGUGUAUGUGAACUCUUUUCACAACACUACAGAGGACUGUGCACAUCCAGUAAAAGAUUUAUGUCACAUGGGCACUAUUUCAGUUCUAUAA